Molecule: messenger RNA, 1670 nt
Organism: Macrobrachium nipponense
Lineage: Eukaryota; Metazoa; Arthropoda; Malacostraca; Decapoda; Palaemonidae
Product: piggyBac transposable element-derived protein 4-like
Exons: 2
Coding region: 129-1670 (513 amino acids)
Source: RefSeq, a predicted model, not a curated record
CCUUUCGAUCCUAUUGGGUGAUUUUUGUCCCAAGAAUUUCUUAAAUUACACUGAACUGGGAUUUAACUGCAGUAAAGCCCAUUGAGUGGGAUAUUUCAGUGUUUUAGGGUUUCCUUGAUGCCAGACGUAUGAAGAGAAAUAUAAUGAACGCACCCAGCGCCCACGUGUCGGUUGUCAACGUCAACAAGGUAAAGCUUCUUGUAAAGAUGAGUAAAAGAAGGCUAACGGAAGAGGAAAUACAAUUUUCACUGGAUGAGGAUGACGACGAUUAUGAACCAUCAGAUACUGACAGUGAUGGAACAAACGAUUCUUCUUCAGAUGAAUCACAGGAUGAUACAGUCACAGAAGAGGAAGACCUAGAAGCACCCACUAGCCCAGAAAAUAAUUCGUACAGACGUAUGGAAUAUGUGUGGACUAAAGACACUACAAAUUUUAUGCCUAAGCAUGACAUACCAGAUAAGCAUGACUGCAUUGUAACUAUGUCUGUAACAAGAGCUUCAUCAGAGUUGGACAUCUUCCUAAGAUUAUUUCCAAAGAGUCUUUUACUACAAAUAGCACAUUACACUAACGAGAGACUUGAUAUUUUGGCUGAAAAGAAGAAAAAAAAUAUUCAACACACAUGUCUCUCAGAGUUGAUGGUAAUCUUCGGAUGCACACUAGUGAUGUCUUACAAUCGAGUACCUGCCAUGAGAAUGUAUUGGUCAAGAAAGUCCUCACUAAGAAAUGAGAAAAUAAGCGAGUCAAUUUCAAGGGAUAGAUUUCAACUAGUUUUUUCGAAACUGUACUUCAAUAAUCCAUGUAAACCAGCAGAAUCUUCCAAGAUAUUCUAUGUAGAAGAUGUGGUGAGGUGCUUGAAAAAAACUUUUCUUGCUGCAAGAACAGACAGCACAUUUCAGUCCAUAGAUGAAAGCAUGACAAAGUUCAAAGGACGUUCCAGCAUGAAACAGUAUUUGCCUAUGAAACCAGUGAAACGAGGAAUCAAAACCUGGGUAAGAUCAGACUCAAAUACUGGCUAUGUGUAUGACUUCAAUAUCUAUCAAGGAAAGGAAACACAAGUUAUGGAAGGAACUCUUGGUGAAAGAGUAGUCAAGAUGCUUUCAGAAACAAUAAGGGCACCAGAAGUAUGCUUAUGUUUCGACAGAUUUUUCACAUCUGUUAGACUCAUGUCUUCACUCCCAUUUGCAGCAGUUGGGACUUGUAUGCCAAAUAGGAAGAAUCUUCCAAAGCUUGACGUCAAACUUCAACGGGGAGAGUCAGAGAUGUACGUUUGUAAUGAAGGCAUUCUGGUAGUUUCCUGGCAAGACACCAAGUGUGUCACGAUUCUGAGUAAUUGUCAUAAUACAGAAAUAGGUGUGACGCAAAGAAAAAUUAAAGAUGGAACAAAAAAAGAUCUGCAGUGCCCUGAAGCUUUUAUAUUUUAUAAUGAUCAUAUGGGGGGUGUUGACUUAGGGGAUCAAAUGAUAACUCUGUAUGACCUUGACAGAAAGAGCAAGAAAUGGUGGAUCAAAGUAUUUUUCAGACUUCUAAUGACAGCGGUGUACAAUGCACAUGUUAUUCACAACGAAAUCAACCACAAGAAGCGCCCUUUCAUUGACUUCUUAGUAACAUUAGCAGAAUCUUUGAUUGAAGAGGGAAGGGAAAAUCUGCCACAGAGAAGAGUACGAAGUUAG